AUGACAUACACUGAUACGUCACUUGUUUACACCAGCCUCUUUGUCUGCCCAGAAGUAUGGAGCACCAGCAGCUAUUAUUAUGAACAUGGCAACAAUUCCACUACUUCGUGCCAGAACAAAAACUUGGCCCAGGCCAUCAAGGACCUCAGCCACAAUUUCACCUACAGCCUGCUCAGCCUCAAUGGCGGAAACACCACCGUCGACAUGACGGACUUGACCUGCCGCAACUACUAUUCCUACGGCAGUACGGCCCUGCUCGGGGUUUACUUGAGUGCGCUGGCCGUCAUGAUUGCGUGCGUCGUCGUAGGCUUCCUCGCCCUGCGACGAAACGGCGUUUCGUACAACAACUCGUUCUCAGGUGUCUUGUUGACGACUUAG
Aspergillus fumigatus Af293 is the source of this 378-nucleotide messenger RNA. RefSeq lists its product as uncharacterized. NCBI's taxonomy places the organism in Eukaryota, Fungi, Ascomycota, Eurotiomycetes, Eurotiales, Aspergillaceae. The record is from RefSeq and is a predicted model, not a curated record.